AUGGGGAUUCUGGCAGCUUCGAUCACAAACGUAACUCGUCCAGUGGGAUUUCACAUUAUCGGAUUUACGUAUUUAAAGUUUGCUGAUCUAUAUUUAAUUUUCCUCGCAGUCGUUUAUAUUGUAACAGUUUUGUCGAACUCCUUUAUCAUUUCCAUUAUAUGGAUAGAUAAUCGCCUACACACUCCAAAGUACAUUGCAGUGGCUAAUUUGGCGAUCGUUGACUUGGUGUUCAAUACAACAGUCAUUCCUGGAAUGAUUAAGGCCUUCCUCGCAAAGGAUAAUUUUAUUUCCUUCAACGCAUGUUUGACACAGAUGUUUUUCUAUUAUUGUUUUGCCUCAUUAGAGUCGUUUUCCCUCAGUAUACUUGCAUAUGACAGGUUAAUCGCGAUUUGUUUCCCACUGAGACAGAGUUCUAUCAACACAAUUACAGUCAUGGUCAGUAUUUUAGUCACCGUUUGGUCAUUUUGUGUAAGUAUUAUAUUCUUCUCCACCACAAUCAUGAGCAGGCUGUCUUUCUGUAAUUCUCUCAAUGUGUACAGCUAUUUUUGCGACUACGCCCCUGUGUUCAGACUGUCGUGCAACGAUAACAGAUUGCAGUGGGCCACUGCCACAGCACUGAGUUUAAUUAUUCUGUUCGGGCCACUUAGUUUCAUCGUCAUAUCAUACGUGUGUAUCCUGGUAGCUGUAUUCAGAAUGAAAAAUGUGGAGAGCAGGUACAAGGCACUUGCAACUUGCACAGAACAUCUCAUUCUAGUGGCGGUUUUCUACUUGCCGAUUUUGACGUUGUUCAUUAUUGGACUUUUUUUAUUCCGUGUCGAUCCGGAUAUCAGAAUGGUGAACUUGUCGUUAGCCUCAUGCAUACCGCCCUGUCUGAACCCCAUUGUAUAUUCCCUGGCAACCAAAGAAAUCAAGAACAGAAUACUAACUAUGCUCCAUAAAGCCAAGGUAGCCAUGUGUGCAGGGCAGGCGUAG
This is a messenger RNA of Conger conger (European conger), 972 nucleotides long. Its product is annotated as olfactory receptor 1468-like. Gene Ontology annotation, cellular component: membrane. Lineage: Eukaryota; Metazoa; Chordata; Actinopteri; Anguilliformes; Congridae. The coding region runs from base 1 to 972 and encodes 323 amino acids. The record is from RefSeq and is a predicted model, not a curated record. Gene Ontology annotation, molecular function: olfactory receptor activity; G protein-coupled receptor activity. Gene Ontology annotation, biological process: G protein-coupled receptor signaling pathway. The transcript has a single exon.